Catharus ustulatus (Swainson's thrush) is the source of this 8953-nucleotide messenger RNA. RefSeq names its product transcription factor Dp-2 (gene TFDP2). The record is from RefSeq and is a predicted model, not a curated record. Gene Ontology annotation, biological process: regulation of cell cycle; regulation of transcription by RNA polymerase II. Gene Ontology annotation, molecular function: DNA-binding transcription factor activity, RNA polymerase II-specific; RNA polymerase II transcription regulatory region sequence-specific DNA binding. The coding region runs from base 191 to 1546 and encodes 451 amino acids. Lineage: Eukaryota; Metazoa; Chordata; Aves; Passeriformes; Turdidae. Gene Ontology annotation, cellular component: transcription regulator complex; nucleus. The transcript has 13 exons.
UCGGCGCGACGCGGCUGGAUCGCUCCUUGCCGCGGCGGCUGCCAAGGGACCGUCGCCGUCUCGUCGCCUCAGCGCUGCUGUCUGGGCCCAGCCCGCGCCGCCGCCCGCCUUACCUUUCGUCCCUGGCCGGGCCUGCGGGAUGUUCAUUUUAAAGAUUCUGUGAAGAUGAAAAGGGAUAUCUUAUGGCUUUAUGAAAUAUAAAGCAAUACUGUCUGACAUGACGGCAAAAAAUGUUGGUGUGACUUCCACAAAUGGAGACUUGAAAGGAUUUAUAGAUCAGAACCAGAGUCCAACAAAAGGUAAUAUUUCAGUAAUCGCAUUGCCAGUUUCCAGCACCAACUCUCCGACUAAGAUUUUGCCAAAAACCUUGGGACCAAUCAAUGUGAAUGUCGGACCCCAAAUGAUCAUAAGCACACCACAAAGACUGACCAGUUCAGGGAGUGUUCUGAUUGGGAGUCCGUAUAGCCCAGCUCCAACAAUGGUCACACAGACACACAUAACAGAAGCUGCCGGCUGGGUCCCAGGGGAGCGAAAACGGACUCAAGAAAUUAUAGAGUCAGAUUUUUCAGAAAGUAAGAGAAGCAAGAAAGGCGAUAAAAAUGGGAAGGGUCUGAGGCAUUUUUCAAUGAAAGUUUGUGAAAAAGUUCAACGUAAAGGAACAACUUCAUACAACGAAGUCGCUGAUGAGCUCGUAUCAGAAUUCACAAAUUCUAACAGCCACCUAGCAACAGAUUCACAGGCUUAUGAUCAGAAAAAUAUUAGACGGAGAGUUUAUGAUGCCCUCAACGUCCUGAUGGCAAUGAACAUAAUUUCAAAGGAGAAGAAGGAAAUCAGAUGGAUUGGCCUUCCUACAAACUCAGCUCAGGAAUGUCAGAAUCUAGAGAUAGAAAAACAGAAGCGGAUUGAAAGGAUAAAACAGAAGCGAGCCCAACUGCAAGAACUGCUACUGCAGCAAAUAGCAUUUAAAAACUUGGUACAAAGAAAUCAGCAAAAUGAACAGCAGAAUCAAGGCCCUCCAUCGUUGACCUCCACAAUACAGCUGCCUUUCUUAAUAGUCAACACAAGCAAAAGAACAAUUAUAGACUGCAGCAUAUCAAGUGAUAAAUUUGAAUACCUCUUUAAUUUCGAUAAUACUUUUGAGAUUCAUGACGACAGUGAGGUGCUGAAGAGAAUGGGAAUGUCCUUUGGGCUUGAAGCAGGCAAAUGCUCAGCUGAGGACCUAAGAACUGCAAAAUCACUGGUGCCAAAAGCUUUAGAAGGCUACAUCACAGAUAUGUCUUCAGGAUUUUCAUGGAUAAACCAAGGGUUACUUUCAAGUUCAGCACAAGCAGUUUCCCAUUUUGAGGCAGUUGGAGGCACUUAUGAUGCUAAAACAAGUGAGAACCCAGGGUUGUGUUUGGAUGCUGAAGUGGCCUUAGCAACUGGGCAGCUGCUUGCCCCUAGCAGUCAGCAGUCCAGCAGUGCAGCCUCCCGGGGGGAGACACCCUGCUCCUUCAAUGAGGAAGAUGAAGACGAUGAAGAUGAGGAUUCUUCCUCCCCAGAAUGAGGACAGUAGAAAAUGAAAUAUACAAAAUGCUGCUCAAAUAUUCUUAAUGGGAGUUCCUGUUUGGAUUUUAUGGUUUCCUGCCUUGGUUUGCACUGUGUUCGGUGAACCAAAACAGAAGCUUCAAAACAAGUUUAUCCAUAGCUGAAAUUGAAGAAUUGUAUAACUGAACACAGAGUGACAUGCAGAGACAGAGCAAAGUGGGUUUUAUAAACUAUAAAUGAGGAAAAGAACAAAGUCCCUGGAGAUUCGGCAAAGUAAACCCUAAGUUCUUCUUUUCCAUUUUGGGACUCAAGUCUCUGUCUUCCCUUUGACUUUUUCAGAUGGAGAAGAAAACAGUCAGUCAGUAAAAGCCAAGUCCUGCACAGUCUUUUGGCUGUGCUGCCCUUAGAAAAAGGCGGAGAGAGCACAUGCAAAUGUGCUAAAAUCAUUAUUUAAAACUAUCUUGUAUGAAAGUGGUUAUAGGGAGGAGGGGCUGUUAAAAUGUUUGCUGUUUUUCUUUUCAACUUGCUGUAUAGAAGAUUCUUAAAGUAAUAUAAAUUGCAAAUGAUGAAUCUUGAAAUAGUUUCUAUCCAUUUUAGAUACUCUAAAAGUAACAUUAGUAUGAAAGGUUCAUAUGUUCAUUUAUAUUGCAGGCCUAAUUUAUUACAAGUGAUUAUUCUUAGCCAUUAUUAAAACAGUCAGGAAAAAAACAGUAUUCUCUGCACCAGCUUUUUUCAAGGAAAAUAAGUUUAAAAAUUGUAUUUCUAGAUUACAGCAUAUUUGGUGUAGCUUCUCCUUUAUUGUUCUAACUUUAUAUAAUCCCUUUGAUGUUAGAGCGUGUCUUGUUUUUUUUAAAAAGGCUUCCCACCAUGUUAAGGAUCUCAGGCAGUGUGUUUUCAAGGCAGUCUUUUCAGAUUUGAGGUGGGCAGGUCAUAUAACUUUUAAAGUCAUAGGCUGAGGUUCUUAGGAAAAGAAAAUAAAAUUUCAACAAUACAUCAUUUCAUGUUUUGCAUUCUGGUCAGCUUGAAUUCUGACAGACUUUCUUAUCAGUAACUUCAGUUGCACUCACCUUGAUGCACCUCUGAAAGUUUUGAUAAAACCACUUAAAAUAAUCUGUGGCUCAAGUUACCCAACACAUAUCCCACGUGAACUGUUAAAUUAGAUAUGCAGCAGGAGGCUGUGUUUUCCAUAGCUAUCACAUCCAGUCAUAAAGACCUUUAAAAAAACCCAAACAACUUGAAUAUCAAUGCAAAAUACACUGUAGAUGUACUCUCUUCCCAUGGUGUUCCAGCAUCCAGGACUUUGCCUAGACUCUAAGUUAACUACUUUUCAUGAGGUAAAUCUCUCCAUUUUUUCCACUGUCUGUAGGUGGUAGCCCUUUGUCUCAGCUGCCCCGGCUCUGUUCCUGCAUGGGGUAAUGAGGCAGCUUGUGCUGUUGCUCACCUGAGCAAAGCUACCCCUGUGCUGCUGGCAGGAUCCCUCUCACUGCCUGAGCUGUGUCCACAUCAUCUUUUACAGCCAAACCUACACUCACCUGGGCCAAGAUCCAAAAGCACCCAGCCUGAGCUACAGAGAGAAAAUGAGGCUCCAGCUCAAGAGCUGCCUGGCUGUGUGCAGGAGUUAGCACAGGGCUGGCUGCUCACAGGACAGGUAAAACUGAGGAGUAGAUGAGCACCUGCAUGUUUACAUCACAAACUAAAGCAUCCAGACAGAAACUUUUCACAGCUACUUCAAACUCCUGCACUUGAGGAGUAUCUGAGGGCAGCACCAGUGUGUAGGUAUGGCUCUUGACUAAGCUAUCUGUUUUACACAAAUGAAUGACAAAUGUACAAACUAAAAUGCCUACCAAGAUAUUCACCCUUGGGGCAAGACUGUUAAGACCCAUCCUGGGCUCAGGGCUCACAGGUAACAGCAGGACUGAGGACUUUACAUCCCCUCACUUCCACUGAAUCUGUAACACUACCUCCAUACCAGAAAAGCUUUACAGAAUCAAAAGAAUAUUCUUGCUGAGAGUCAGUGCUUUGAGCCAAGUGGCUCACUUUUGAAACGGGGAGAAGGGAACAGGUACUCCACACAUAUUACUAUGGAAUUGUCAGCUUCAUGACUGACAUUUCAUUCAAACAGGUAAUCACUUUCAUUCUCAAAAAACCCAUUGCUUUUUCAAAAACUGCCCUGUCAGUCAGCUUUCACUGGAGAGGGCAGAUCAAAGAUAACUUAUAUAUGCAUGAUCCUAAGGAAUUCUUAAAGAGGGAAAUAUCUUCCAAAGUAGUUAUACCUGCCUCCCCCCAAUAAUUCAUUAGAGACACAUUUAACUUUACACUUUCUUCACAUUCCCCCUCAAGAUCUGUGUAAAAACAAAAACCAGCAAAAUACUAAACAGUUCCUAAAGAGCAGCACUUUGAACUAUAAGAACCUGGCAAAAAAAGGCUUCCACCCCAGAAAUUGAAUGUAUUUUAUUAGCAAUCAGUGGGCUUUCUCCUUUACAGGAGGAAGAUCUUAAAUGACACCUUUCCUCAAUUGAUGUCUGUGCCCUUCAGAGCUGCAGCCUGCACAGCUGCUUGCUUUCUGGCAGACAUCAAACUAUCAAAUUUAAAGACAAAAAUAAAAAAUAUGGGAGCACAUAACAUUUAUUUGACAGCUAACCCAAGCCUCUAAAAGUAAUUUUUCCUGAACUAGUUGAAUACAAAGGACAAAACAAGUUAGAACAUUUAGAAGAGACUUCAAAAGUAAAUUCUUUCCUUGGGCUUCUUUGUGCCAAGUACCAGUUGAGGAUGAAGUUCAACUGAAGCACUGUGGUCUUGUGGCUACACUAAAGUCUGGGAACUAGGAGAAUUUGGAGCCUUUUCCAGCCACAGUCACUUGUGUAUGAUCUCAGGCAAACCUUUCAAUCAUUCCUGGUGAUCUUAGCUGCCAUAUUAAAAAAAGAAAAAAAAACACACAAAAACCACAAACCAAAACAGGUAAAUGCAAGACCUCACUAAAGGCAGCUGCUGCAAUUGUAACACAGAGGUUGAGAAAAUUAACAAACCACAGAGCUCCCACUAAGCUCAUGGCAGUGCUUGUGCUCAGCUGUCUCAACACACAGGCCCUCCCUCCUGCUGAGAGCCAGCACUUUCCACAAUAAAAUGGUCAUGAUCAAGACUGGUUUUCCCACUUUCUAUUCACUUCCCAUCAUCUCCUGUCUCGUGCAAUACCCCUGACAUUCAUUGACAGGAAUCAAGCUGCAACUGGUACUAGAUCAUACUUUGUAUAAGAAAAAGUUAACAUUUAAAUUUUCAUGCAACUUAUAUUUAAGAUAAAUUGAAGUGAUGUUUCUGUGUCUUGGAACACUCUCUCAUGGUUAUACAUUCAGGAGGCACUUGACUCUAAGCAAUAUAAUGCUGUAUGCAAAUCCCUUUAUAGCUAUAGUGCAGUAAGCAACUUUAUUUCUGGACUAACUUUGUGGCGCUUGAAAAAUCUAAAUUUGACUUUAAAACAACUGGUCAGUUCCACUAUCUAGAUGAAAAACUACGAGUGGGAGACAGUAUUUUUCUGUUAUGUGUAAAUCUGACAUAAUGUUUGUAGAUUUUAGUAUUUAAAAUUGUAUUAAAGUGCACCAGUCUUCUCAUUUCCACACUGGAAUUAAUGCCAACAAUCCAGCUAAUCUUAGAAAGUGCAUGUAUCUAGAAAUAAGACCAGUUCCACUGAAGGUAUUGUUUAAACUAACACCAUUAAACCCAGUACAAGCCCUGCUGUAAGUGUUUCCAUUUUGGUUAAGGGGUUUUAAACUACAGCUUGCAAAUAACCCUAAAUUCUUUUGAGUAGCUGAAAAAUGCCAAGGAUACAGAAUUCCCACAGAAGGACUUCUGCUGAUCAACUGUCAGCCUGAAGUAACUUAUGUAAAAAGGCCUAAUAACCAAAUAUUAAUCCUAUUUUUAAAGAAAAAUGAGGCCUUCAAGUUCAUGUUCACACAUUAAAUGGUGCUUGAAUUUAGAAUUCCACAGUUAAGGUUUAAAAACUCAAGUCCUAUUUCUUUUGACCAAAUCCAGCAUUUUAAUUCAAGAGUAUGGCUGAAACUUAACCACAUUUGAACUCUGGGCAAUAAUCCUUUUUGUAGUUAACUGGCCCUUUUCAGCUGAAAAUAAUCCAGGCAGUUGAUUGUAAAGACUUUCCUUUUAGUGAGUUAAAGAUGUUUGGGGUUUGGAUUCAUUUAAAAACAAAGCCAGUACCACAGGGUAUGGUAUAGAGAAAAAAAAACAAAGCAAGCUAUCUUCUGCCUGACCCACCUCAUUUAUAUCUUUUCAUUCCAGGAAUCUCUCAGGAGCAUCAUGGUAUUAAAUAACCAGAUGUAACGAGUUGGGGAAAGACUAUCUGUGCUUUUUUUAAUUUGUGAUUUAAAAAAUUGUAGUAAUAGCAUACUUUGAGGUGACAUCCUUCUGCUGCAGGUGGGUCCCUCUGAGGCUGAAGGUGUCAGCACUGGGAAGUGAUGUCUCUUGCAGUAUUAGUGAUGAACAGGAGAGGGAGAGGCCAAGGACCUGUUUAUGGAGGUUUCUUCUUUAAAAUGUGCCACUUCUUGAAUUCUGACCUCUGUCUGCAAGCAAUGCACCAAUGAAUCAUUUGUUAAUUUGUGGACAUCACACACCUACCUAAGCACAUGAACAGCUCUAAAUACUUAAUUUUCUGCUGGCAGGUGUUCACACAACCCAAUCCUGAGACCAUAAACCUUCAUGAUACUCAUUUCUUAGUCUUAACAAAGUUCCCAAAUCAGAUUAUCUCCUUCCUAUUCAGCUGCUGAGUAUUUUUAAGAGGCUGUGAGUAACUCUUCUCCCCCUGAUCCAGGUAUAUUGCCAAAAAUAUCCAUAACUGAUGUUACAGUUGUUCAUUCCAUCUGCAAAGGAUUACUGUCCUUUCAAGUCACUGCAGAGUUGUGUGUGCAAGAACCCCCCAGCUCCUUCAGUCUGUGUGCCUCAGGUAGCAUCCAUGGAUCCCUCCCCAGCUGGCACUGACAGUGAGGGGAGGGAAUGCUCAUUGAAGUAGUCUGGCAGUAAAAGCAGAAAGGGCUGUUUAUUGCAGCUGUUCUAUAUAUCUAUAUGGUCACUCUCCACCUUUAAUACUACCUUGUCUGCCCACCCAGAGAUCAGACAAAAGCAAAAUGUUUUCUUUCUGCUUCCAUAUUUUUGACAGUACCAAAGAAUCCAACAUUUAGGAUAUCCACCUAAACUGCAGGACACCCAAAACCCUUGCUCAAAAUUGGGCAGAAGAGAUCUAACCAUCCAAAUCCCAAGGGAAAGCCUCCUGCUUAGGAACAAUAUGGAACAAAUAAGUACUUCUGCAUUUAUCUAGGAAGAAAAGCAGACCUGUGUCAGGUCAGUGUCUGUAACAGAGCCAUGAUAAUUCCAAGCAGAUACAGGAACCUCCCAGUAACCCAGACUUGCAUCUCUUCUUAGUCUUCUGUAGAAAAGUGCAGUCACUUAAAUCUGAUUUCUCUAAAUGCCAUUCUUACAUACUUCAACACUCUCUAGGCAUGGUUACUUUGGAUCUAUGGACACCAUGGGAUAGCAGAAUACAGGAAUGUCAAAUUUAAAUCCAGCUGUAGAUGCAAAUCAAACUCAUCUAUGCAAGAACUUUUUGCAAGACAAAAUGAGUCUUUACUGGUGAGUUGGUUUUAGCCCAUUCUCCUGUCCAGGCUGAAUGAAACACUCAUCCCUUGCACUGCCUGGUUCCUGUGCUGCCCAUGCUGCCCACCCACAUGAGCCAGGCAGCCAGAGAGGGAAAAACACCACAUCUCCACAGCCCUUCCUGCUGACAUUUUCAGGUCACACACAGCUACUGUGAAUAGCCACAAAAGUUGAAACGACCAGAAAAGGUGAAGGCCACAAAACCAAUCUCCAGGCUUUUUGAUGGGUUUGUUAAAUUGCUAUUGUAACUUUAACAAUUAGCGGAUUUGGCUGUACUAAUGCAGGGAUUAAAUGGAUCCUCCAGAAUUUCCCCUGGAAAACACCAGUGGAAUCACAACCCAUCAUACAAGUUUCUGAAACAUUCCCUGGUCUUAAAGGCCAUGCUGUGUACAUGAAAAAUACUUCAGAGAAGCAUAGGCAAAUGUUAUGGCACUGUAUCUCACAAGCACCUACUGUAAAAAAAUUAUUCCUACUUUGAACAAACUUGUAAGAAGUAGGAUAUGAAUCUGUCCUCAUUCCUCAGGCCCUAACUGCAAACCACGUCCUGGCAUCAAGGCACAGCCUUUGUGUUUGCAUAUCCUGCAUGGCAUCAGAAGAAACUGGCCAGCAAGCACAGGCAGAGUUUUACACCAGGACUUGUUUGUUGGCACCUGGAGGAUGAUCUGGCAGUAGAUGAGUCCUUGGCAAGGAGGACUGAUGCUGAAUUCUGGCUGAUGUGCCAUCAGCCCAUGUUCUGAAGGUGCUGCAACAGGCAGCAAGGGGUAGAAAAGGCAGGUCUAGCCCUCCAUCCCCCCUUACAGAAGCACUUUUUAAUAUCAACUAUAUUCUGCAUGGAAGUAAUUAUAGAGACACUUCCUUUUUAUAUUUAAAAUGCAGAAACCACUUGAAAGUCCAUUAACUUUUUAAAUUAAACUUUUUUUUAAGAAUAAGGCCAGUCAUGGACAAAGUUAUUUAAUGACCUCCAACACUGAACUCAGAGCAGGGUUUUGUAAACAUAGUGGGUGGGAAGAGACAAAUCCAAUUACAAGAAUGCUAAUUAUAUGGGAUUUGAAGUUUUAAUUAAUUUUUUUAAUCUAGUCAUCUUGCUCUCCCAACAUGCAUUGGCACAAAGCAUCACACAAUGAUGGAAAUUUUUCUCCCUUUUCUUGUGCUGAACUCUUGUAUCUUCAGGAAGGCCCAAGUUUCCCAUUCAUCUUCAUUUGCUGCAUUUUUUUAAAUUCUCCAUGGAUUUCUUUCUUUCCAAAUAUCUAUAAAUUAUAAACUAAAGUUUUAUUUUUGCAGAAAGUCUGCUAUUAAGCUAUGCUGAUUUUUUUGUCCUGAUCAAAUAGUGUUAAUUUCUACUACCACAUCGUACGUGGCUAGGAGAAGUGUAAAAAAGAAUGUGGUAGUAUUUUAUGUGCUUUAAACACUGACAAAGAUAUAAAGAAAAGUGCAUAUACAAAGUUCUACUUUCCUAAUAGGAACACUGGCAUUAGCAAAUAGUAUAUUUGAAACAAUAGGAAAUAUUACUUUGUAGUAGCAAACACUUUGUAAAUAAAAACUUGUUAUUUUUUUAAUGGAAAUUUUAUAGAAGCUUUUUCUGUAUACUCAAUUGAUCCCAUGUUUACUGAAAAUGCUGCAAGUGGGAAUUGUACCUUGCAAAUGGGGGUGGGGAGCAGACAGUCUGAAAAGGUGAAAGCUGUAUAUGCUUUGGAGAAGAACAUCCAGUUUUCUGUGAACUGAAAUGUAAACUUUAAUUGUAGAAGAACUGAAUAAAAGAAUUUCAAGGCAA